AUUCUAGAAGUUGAGGCAUGGACUCUGAAACCCAAAGUAGUUCAUAUCCAAGUUUCACCACUAUUAUUAGUUCUGUAUGAUCUACUGUCUCUAAAACAAGGACAUUGGUGGCUUUGACUAGGUUAGCAGUGGAGGCAGCUAGAAGUUACCAGACUAUACUUUAAAGGUAAAGUCAACAGGAUUUACUGGCACAUUUGGUGCAAGAAAAUGAGAGAAAUCAUGGAUGACUCCCAACAUUUUUGUUCUGAAUAACUGGAGGCCAGAAGUUGCCAUUUAUGAGCUGGGGAAGCUGUGGAGGAAAUAAGGAUAGGUUCUGCAGUGUUAACUUGAAGAUUCCAAUUAGACGUGCAAGUAGUAACUGUUAAAGUAAUCUUGGAAAAUGCUUUCCUGACGUCGUGCUUUAGACUAGAAUAUAUCGUUGGAAUGAUACUCUAUUCCUGCCUACAAGAAUCCUCUCAAUUUCCAUAAACCUGUUUCCUCAUCUGCAAAAUAGGUUUAACAACUAUCUCAUAGGUUGUGAAGAUAAAAAUGUUCGUAAAGCAUCUAGCACAAUAGCGUCCAGUACAGCGAUCAAAUAACGUUCCUUCUUUUGAAGUCGAAUUAGGCAUAUUUUGCAUCGUGUAAAGAAUUACUAUGUCUAAUAGAGAGGAGCCUUGAAGUUCUAAUCCGGGUCUGCAAAGGCAAAUUGGCAGCUCCGUCAUGGUUUGGAAGAGAAAUAUGCAAGAAAUUAACACAGAGGUUAGUGACAGGCUGCCCUGGCGACCACACUUCCCGGCAGCCCUCGGGCAGCUAGGCACCUUCGCGGAUUGGACGACUCAGUAGGAGGCGGGUAGCGGGGGAGGGGAUGGACGUGAGGCACUGUGGGUAGGAGACGGCCGUCGUAGGAGGCGCCAUUUUGUGGAGCGGCCGAACCUUGCUGGAGGUUCUGGGGUGCAGAACCGACACGGCUGUUUCGGUCUUUCCUGGGGGUAAGUGUGGCGGCCGUCCGUAACGAGAGGAGGGUCUUGCCGUUGGGGCUGUCCCCCAAGCCUCUUUGUCAGCUGCCAGAGGCGGCUGAUCUGCCCCAGCCGGUUCUCUAGAGGGGCUAAAUUACCCGAGGCGUUGGAGGGCCGUACCCCUCCUUGCCUCCAACUCUGUCAGGUUCCUGAAGUUGCUCAGCUCAGCCCUGGAACCGCUUUUUUUUGGGCUGUGAGUUUGCCACUUGCUGGGACGCAUCCCCGAACCCCCAGCCCAACGGAGCGGUGGAGUCGUCGCUUGUCCUUCGGGGCACUCCUCGGGAGCCCGGGCAAUCUCUAGCCGCCAUCGCCUAUCAGCUGCAUCUGAAUCGCCCUCUCCGAAAGACUGUUCGAAAAUAUAAUAUUUGAAUCCUUUGGAGCUGUGUGCUAGAUCAUCGUCAGUGGGACAAUGGGUUCAGAUAAACGAGUGAGUAGAACAGAGCGUAGUGGAAGGUAUGGUUCCAUCAUAGACAGGGAUGACCGUGAUGAGCGUGAAUCCAGAAGCAGGCGGAGGGACUCAGAUUACAAAAGAUCUAGCGAUGAUCGGAGGGGUGAUAGAUACGACGACUACCGAGACUAUGACAGUCCGGAGAGAGAGCGCGAAAGAAGGAACAGUGACCGAUCAGAAGAUGGCUACCAUUCAGAUGGUGACUAUGGCGAGCAUGACUAUAGGCAUGAUAUCAGUGAUGAGAGGGAGAGCAAGACCAUCAUGCUGCGCGGACUUCCCAUCACCAUCACAGAGAGCGAUAUUCGAGAAAUGAUGGAGUCCUUUGAAGGUCCUCAGCCUGCGGAUGUGAGGCUAAUGAAGAGGAAAACAGGUGUAAGCCGUGGUUUCGCCUUCGUGGAGUUUUAUCACUUGCAAGAUGCUACCAGCUGGAUGGAAGCCAAUCAGAAAAAGUUGGUGAUUCAAGGAAAGCACAUUGCAAUGCAUUAUAGCAAUCCCAAACCUAAGUUUGAAGAUUGGCUAUGUAACAAGUGCUGCCUUAACAAUUUCAGGAAAAGACUAAAAUGCUUCCGAUGUGGAGCGGACAAGUUUGACUCUGAACAGGAAGUGCCACCUGGAACCACAGAGUCAGUUCAGUCUGUGGAUUACUACUGUGAUACAAUCAUUCUUCGGAACAUAGCUCCUCACACUGUGGUGGAUUCCAUCAUGACAGCACUGUCACCCUAUGCGUCCUUAGCUGUCAAUAACAUUCGUCUCAUAAAAGACAAACAGACCCAGCAGAACAGAGGCUUCGCAUUUGUGCAGCUAUCUUCGGCAAUGGAUGCCUCUCAGUUGCUUCAAAUAUUACAGAGUCUCCAUCCUCCUUUGAAAAUUGAUGGUAAAACUAUUGGAGUUGAUUUCGCAAAAAGUGCCAGAAAAGACUUGGUCCUCCCAGAUGGAAACCGGGUCAGCGCCUUCUCUGUGGCUAGUACGGCCAUUGCUGCUGCUCAGUGGUCAUCCACCCAGUCUCAAAGUGGUGAAGGAGGCAGUGUUGACUACAGUUACCUGCAGCCAGGCCAAGAUGGCUAUGCCCAGUACUCUCAGUACUCACAGGAUUACCAGCAGUUUUAUCAGCAACAAGCUGGAGGAUUGGAAUCUGAUGCAUCAUCUGCAUCAGGCACAGCAGUGACCACCACCUCAGCAGCUGUAGUGUCCCAGAGUCCCCAGCUGUAUAACCAAACCUCCAAUCCACCUGGCUCUCCGACUGAGGAAGCACAGCCUAGCACUAGCACAAGUACACAGGCCCCAGCCGCUUCCCCCACUGGUGUAGUUCCUGGUACCAAAUAUGCAGUACCUGACACAUCCACUUACCAGUAUGAUGAAUCUUCAGGAUAUUACUAUGAUCCAACAACAGGACUCUACUAUGACCCCAACUCACAAUAUUACUAUAAUUCCUUAACCCAGCAGUACCUUUACUGGGAUGGAGAGAAAGAGACCUAUGUGCCAGCUGCAGAGUCUAGCUCCCACCAGCAGACGGGCCUGCCUCCUGCAAAAGAGGGGAAGGAGAAGAAGGAAAAACCCAAAAGUAAAACAGCCCAGCAGAUCGCCAAAGACAUGGAACGCUGGGCUAAGAGUUUGAAUAAGCAGAAAGAAAAUUUUAAAAAUAGCUUUCAACCUGUCAAUUCCUUGAGGGAAGAAGAAAGAAGAGAGUCUGCUGCAGCAGAUGCUGGCUUUGCUCUCUUUGAGAAGAAGGGAGCCUUAGCUGAAAGGCAGCAGCUCAUCCCAGAAUUGGUGCGAAAUGGAGAUGAGGAGAAUCCCCUCAAAAGGGGCCUGGUUGCUGCUUACAGUGGCGACAGUGACAAUGAGGAGGAGCUAGUGGAGAGACUUGAGAGUGAGGAGGAGAAGCUGGCUGACUGGAAGAAGAUGGCCUGCCUGCUCUGCCGGCGCCAAUUCCCAAACAAAGAUGCCCUGGUCAGGCACCAGCAGCUCUCAGACCUGCACAAGCAAAACAUGGACAUCUACCGACGAUCCAGGCUGAGUGAGCAGGAGCUGGAAGCCUUGGAGCUGAGGGAGAGAGAGAUGAAAUACAGAGAUCGAGCUGCAGAAAGACGGGAGAAGUAUGGUAUUCCAGAACCUCCAGAGCCCAAGCGCAAGAAGCAGUUCGAUGCUGGCACUGUGAAUUAUGAGCAGCCCACCAAAGAUGGCAUUGACCACAGUAACAUCGGCAACAAGAUGCUGCAGGCCAUGGGCUGGCGGGAAGGCUCUGGUUUGGGAAGAAAGUGUCAAGGCAUCACAGCUCCUAUUGAGGCUCAAGUCCGGCUAAAAGGAGCUGGCCUAGGAGCCAAAGGCAGCGCAUAUGGGUUGUCAGGUGCUGAUUCCUACAAAGAUGCUGUCCGAAAAGCCAUGUUUGCCCGGUUCACUGAGAUGGAGUGAGACUGAGAGAGAGAUGACAAAAAGCGCAAGAAAUGGUCCAUUUCCUGAAUUUACUCUUAAUGCCUGUCUCUUUAAGGGCAUGCCUUGAGCUGUUAAUAGUCCUGAGGAUGAACCACUUCAUUCUGCAGGGUUCUUCCUCCCACCUUAAAGGAGUUCCCCUAAGGUGGGUUAUCUGGUGAAUGGCCUGUCUUCCCCCCAGAGGGUUUGUGAACAGACCAGAGAGGACAGUGGGUUUUUAUACUUCGGUGUACAUAGUGUAAUGUAAUGUUUUACAUGUGUAGCCUAUAUUGUGGUCUGUCAGCUCCUCACAUUCUGGGAGGUGUUGAGAUGCCCAGGUGGUAUGUGACACCAAAGCCACCUCUGUCAUUUGUCCUAGUGAUGUCUUUUCUUGGCAAAAGCCUUAUGUAUAUUUGUAUAUUACGCAUUUGUACAGAAUUUUGGAAGAUUUUCGGUCUAGUUGCCAAAUCUGGCUUCUUUACAAAAGAAAUACCUUGAAAAAUG
Messenger RNA from Microcebus murinus (gray mouse lemur), 4353 nucleotides. It is a transcript of the gene RBM5, whose product is annotated as RNA binding motif protein 5. Gene Ontology annotation, biological process: mRNA splicing, via spliceosome. The record is from RefSeq and is a predicted model, not a curated record. Lineage: Eukaryota; Metazoa; Chordata; Mammalia; Primates; Cheirogaleidae. Gene Ontology annotation, cellular component: nucleus. Gene Ontology annotation, molecular function: RNA binding.